This is a messenger RNA of Camellia sinensis, 1578 nucleotides long. The record is from RefSeq and is a predicted model, not a curated record. Lineage: Eukaryota; Viridiplantae; Streptophyta; Magnoliopsida; Ericales; Theaceae.
AUGUCCUUGGUUUGGGCUAACACUCCCUCUGUAUUCUCUUUUCUAGUUGUUGGUUAUCUGGCACGAGGUAUAAAGACUGGGAAAAAGAAAAAGAAAGAAAGAGUUUCCCAAGGACUGAAGUCUUUUCUAGUUGUUGGUUAUCUGGCACGAGAAACUAACUUUCUAAAAGUCAUGGUUAAUAUUCCAUUUGCAUUUAAACGACUGGAAUCACUAUUGUUCAUGAGCUCUGUUCAGGAGGAAUUCUCUGCCAUUAAAGAGUCUUUUCAAACUUUGAAGGUAGCUUCUACAGAGCUCAAGAACAGCAGACUAUUCCUGAAACUCUUAGAAGCAGUUCUCAAAACUGGCAACCGCAUGAAUGAUGGUACCUUCCGUGGAGGUGCACAGGCAUUCAAACUCGACACGCUUUUGAAACUGUCUGAUGUAAAAGGAACGAAUGGCAAGACCACACUUCUACACUUCGUUGUUCAAGAGAUCGUUCGAUCAGAAGGAAUAAGAGCUGCACGUACAGCAAGACAGAGCCAGAGCAUGUCCAACAUAAAAACAGAGGAUCUUGUUGAGGAUUCUACUCAUGAAACUGAAGAGUACUAUCGAAACCUUGGCCUUCAAGUAGUUUCGGGGCUAAGCAAUGACUUGGAGAAUGUAAAAAAGGCAGCAGUCAUAGAUGGUGAUAGUCUUACGGCAACGGUAUCUAAACUUGGAAGCUCACUAUCAAAAACUAAACAGUUCCUAAACAAUGAGAUGAGUUCAGAGGAAGAUAGCAGGUUCUAUACUACUCUUGCAAAUUUUGUACAGCAUGCAGAAGAUGAGAUCACGUGGAUGCUAGAGGAAGAGAAGAGGAUAAUGGCUCUAGUGAAGAGCACAAUAGAUUAUUUUCAAGGGAAUGCAGGAAAGGAAGAGGGCUUGCGGUUGUUUGUAAUUGUUCGUGAUUUCUUGAUAAUAUUGGACAAGGCAUGUAAGGAGGUGAGAAACUCCGCAACAAUGCCUUUAAGGACUCCCAGGAAAGAGACUUCAUCAGCAGCAUCAACUUCUUUUGAAUCUCGUCAGCCUUCUUUGCCUGAUGUUCGCCAACGAAUAUUUCCAGCCAUCAGGGAUCCUCGGAUGGAUAAUUCAAGUUCUGAUGACGAGAGCUAGUCCCCGUAACUCUUCAUCGAUCAAGGUGGCUUUGAAGUCUUGGUGGCUGUGGAUGGUCAGAAUUGUGUUAUCCCUGCAACAAUACGUGAAGCUUCGAGUUCUUAUCAUGAAUUUUCUCUAGAUGAUAAAUGUAAAUGAAAAUUAUUUGUUCCUGGAAGAGAAAAGGGAUGUCUUUUACAUUCAGUAAAAAGAGCAUUGUAUAUAAAGCAUCAAAUUGAAACAAGAGUCACUGUAGUUACUGCCACGCUCUUCACCAGCACUCUGUAUCCAACUUCUCUCAUCAAAGGUAAGGAUGACAAUUGUAUUGAUUGUUUUCAUGUCUUUCGCCUUCUAUGUUGUAUAGUUUUUUGGAAAUUGGAGGUAGGGAAGCCAAAAAAAAAAAUUCAUUGUUGACAUUCUUUCGCUUUCAGUUUCUUGAUCUUCUGAUGCUGUCAUUGAUAUUUGAUU